CGAAAAAAACCGAAAGUGUUUUGGUGUGGUGUUUGUAUUGAUAUUGUUAAUUUAAAUGAGAAAUUAAAUGUUUUUUUGAUAUUUUUAAAAAUGUUUCGAAUAGAUUUAAUAUAUAAAUAUGGAUAAACGAAGAAUAACGAUUUUUCCAGAGGCACUUGAUCAAAUUUGUCGUUUGUGUCUUAAAGACGAUUGUACAUCCAAUAUCUUCCUUGGAACACUGGCAAAAAAUGGAAAGAAAUACAUAGAUUUAAUUUCUGUGUUAUCUGGUGCUCAGGUACAGGAAAAUGAUGGUUUACCAUCCAAAAUAUGCAAUACUUGUGCUAAUAAACUAUACGAUUUUUAUAUGUAUAAGCAACAGAUAGAAACCACACAAGUACUUUUACGCAUUGCUCUGGGUAAAGUAAUUGUACAACCUGCUAAACAGUCUGAAAGUUCUGAGCACAGCCUGCAAAUAGAAAAUAAGAAUUUAAAUAUACAGAAUGAAGUAAUUACAAUUGAUGAUGAUGAUGAAGAUAAUGAGACAAAUUUUGGAUACAAGAAUGCCUCUUUAAGUGUUGAAAAGGAAAAUGUUCAGGAAAUAAACUUGAACAAAAAUCCAAAUGAAAUCGAUAGACAAACUAUACUAAGUGUUUGUAAAAAUAGUACGGAAGGUUCCAUACUUAACAAUAAUUUAUCAAAUAAGGAAACACAAAAUAUUGAAGAUGUUAUGGAAUGUUGGAAAAAAAAUUACAGUUGCAUCUCUUGUAACAGUAAUCUAAAUACACAUCCGGAGCUCAAGUUUUAUAGUUUUCCACUAGAAACUAAAAGAUGCAAUGACUGGAAAAGAGCUUUGAAAUUGGAUAAAAUAGAACCUAUAUCACCUAUAACUCUACACAAAAAUGUUUAUCUAUGUGACAGACAUUUUACACCUUCAAUGUUCUAUGGUAAAAAUAAACUUAGAAAAACUGCAGUACCAAUAGAUUUUACUGAAGACCCAAGAAGUAAAUUAAAAGUUACUGUGCAAACCGAAAAUGAAAAUCAUAUUUCUGAUAUCAAUGAAGAUAAAAAUCCAACUGAUCUGGUGUGUAAUGAAUCUUUAGAUCUUUCUGAUGAUGAUGAUGAUGAUGUUGUCCCUAUUGCAAUUGUAGAUCAUAGUUAUUCAAAGAAAAUAACCAAGACCAAAAACAAAGAAAAAGAAGUAAACAAAGUAAAAGUAAAGAAAGUGAAGGAAGUAAAGAAAGAGACACCUGAAAGUACUAGAUUUCAAUGUAUUUCAUUUGAUGAAAAAGGAAAUCAAAUAUAUACUUGCUGUUUUUGUUCAGAAACAUUUGAAGAUAGACUAAUGUAUAAAAAACAUAAAUUUAAAGAAUAUAAGAAAAGGAGAGGAAAGCCAAAUACUAGGAUAGCUUGUAGUGUGUGUGGAAAACUAAUACGCAGAGUCCGAAUCAAAGACCAUAUGGUACUUCAUGGUAAAGAAAGACCCUACGUUUGUGAUAUUUGUGGAAAACGUUAUCGCAGUAGCUCUAAUUUGUAUGAUCACAGACUGACACAUAAAAAAAUUAAAAACAAGGUUUGCGAAAUAUGUGGAAAGAGCUUCUAUUAUGCAUGCAAACUUCAAUUGCACCUUCAGACACAUAAUACAAAACCCGAGCCAAACCCUAAUUUUAUGUGUCGUAUUUGCGGAUAUACUUGUUCCACUAAACAAAGUCUUAAAAAACAUGAAGAUAAUCAUCUUUUGGAAAAAAAAGGUUUGCGUAAAGUACGUAAUCGUGCAUAUUCAAUGAGGAAAUCUAUUAAACUUACAGAAAAGAAAACUGAAUGUGACAUCUGCCAUAAGAAAUUCCGUUUCCACAGCCAUGUGAUCAUUCACAUGCGUACACACACUGGAGAGAGACCAUUUAAAUGUCAGUACUGUAGUAAAUAUUUCCGGCAACAAGGUCAACUGGAUUAUCAUGAGCUGUUACAUACCAGAGUAAAAGCUUAUGAAUGUUCUUUUUGUGGAAAAAAGUUCACAUUGAAUGGUACUCUUCAGCAACAUAUUAAAAUACAUACUGGAGAUAAGCCACAUCAGUGCGAUUUGUGUGAUAAAAGAUUUUAUACAAGUAGCGCCGUAAGGAAGCAUAAAAAUAUUCAUGAAAAUAAUCUUGGAUUGAAACCGUCUUAAUGAAAUAAAUUGUACGUUCAUUGUUUUAUUAUUUUAGUUUAAAAUAAGAGCAGAAGCAGUUUACUAGUUUAAUCUUUAAGCAAAGAUGGCGAGUCUGAAUCUUACUAUUUCAUUACAGUAAUUUCUCUAGUUGCCACUGGUGAUGUGUAACAAAUCAGACACUUUCCAAUUACUACAACAUCUUUAUAAGUUCUUCCAAACUAGCAUGCGAUACAAAAUUAUAAAAAUUUACAACACGGAUUACAAAAUAACCUUUUGAUAAAAUUGAGACAAAUUUUUGUAUAAAUCUUAAAAAUAAACUCGCCUGUAGAAAUUUAAUAAUCUGAUUUUUUUUUUAAAUAACUAAACUGUCAAAAAUCUAGAUUUAAAUUGGAAAUGUGUUAUUGGAAAAACAAAAGAAUCGCCUAGAAACACUGAAAACGGAAGACGUAUUUCUAGCUCUUCUGAGCUUUUUUUUAAACCAUUUUGAAACCCAAAUAAAAAAAAACAAAAUUAAUUUUUAACCACAUUAACGACAAAUAAAAAUAGGUAUAUAGGUCCCACCAUCGGGACGUAGUACAUGUUGUUCACCCAACUACAAAUAACAAGCUAAAACCACGACGUGCCACUUUCUGCAGUCAAAUGAGGGACUAUCAAUCUUCUCGAGACAUAUAAUAUCGUGAAGUAUUCCCAGUGGCGCGUAUAUAAAUACAAUUUUAUAUUAUAAACUCCCAUAGCUUUUAGAGUCUAUAUAGCGCUAUGGGGAUACUGUCAAUACAAUAAAAUGACUCCCUUUAUGCUGUUCGCCAUGGUUUAUGUAUUGGCUACACUACGUUUUUUUUUUUAGUUUUUGUGUUGUGUAAUCCAAAGAAGUAGGAACACUGACAAUAUGCACUUUGUUAUUAGUUUUUCAUAAUAAUAAUAAUCUUUAUUUAAUAUAGGAAGUCCUAAUACAUAGUAGUUUUUUUUAAAUAUUACAUAUUAUCGUCAUUCUGCACCGAUUCAGUUGAAGAAAUAAAAUAAAACAAAAUAAAAUCUUGAUAGAAUUAGUAAUAAAAUCAGUAAUAAGAGUAAGACGUUUAGUACUAAAGUUAAAAUAAAUACAUAUUAAAGUAAACAUACAAAGUUAAUUUUGUUAAUUUAAUUUACGGACUGGAAAUAAAUUGUAUUAAACAUUUUUUAAACUUAGGUAGAGAGGUACUCGUUUUAAUUUCACUAGGCAAAGCAUUAAAUUCACGUAAUCCACAUCGAUAUAUAUCAUGAUAUUUAUACCUUGAUAUAUAUCCGAUAUAUUCGAUAAUUUUAUUUAUUAAAUUAAAAAUGUUUUCUACCAUUCUGAACAUCGGAAAAUGUCUCAAUACGCCCCUGUAUAAAAGUACAAUAACUAGCAAUUUAUAUGUGUUUGUGUUAAAUUAUUAAUGUUAACAAAAUAAUGUUAAAAUCGGUUUAUUUUAUUAAUUAUUUUUGUUUUUUCUUUUUAACUUGAGUUAGAAUAAACGGUUUUGUUAUUUAGAAUAUAAGUUUUUGUUAAUAUGUUUGUGUUAAAAUUUAAAAUAUGUUUGUGAAAGAAACAAUACUGUUUUUUAAAUUUUAAAAAAUGAUAUAUAUCGGAUAUAUAUCAUGUGAUAUGAUAUUUAUAUAAAUAUCAUGAUAUUUUCGAACCCUGAUCCACAUAUAAAAAUAGAUUUUGUUGCUAUAGGUAGUCUUGUUUGUGG
Psylliodes chrysocephalus is the source of this 3837-nucleotide messenger RNA. NCBI's taxonomy places the organism in Eukaryota, Metazoa, Arthropoda, Insecta, Coleoptera, Chrysomelidae. The record is from the annotation of a GenBank genome assembly.